CUUGAAGUUGGAAUGUGACAAACUAGCCAGUGAGAAAUCGGAAAUGCAGCGUCACUACGUCAUGUAUUACGAGAUGUCCUACGGGCUGAAUAUUGAAAUGCACAAACAGGCUGAAAUCGUCAAAAGGCUAAAUGGGAUUUGUGCACAGGUUCUGCCCUACCUUUCACAAGAGCAUCAGCAGCAAGUCCUGGGAGCUAUCGAACGAGCCAAGCAGGUUACGGCGCCAGAACUGAACUCCAUCAUCCGUCAGCAGCUUCAAGCUCACCAGCUCUCGCAGCUCCAAGCCCUCGCUCUGCCUCUGACUCCGCUCCCCGUGGGCCUCCAGCCCCCGUCCCUCCCUGCUGUCAGUGCCGGCACCGGGCUGCUCUCGCUCUCAGCCCUGGGCUCUCAGGCUCACCUCUCCAAGGAGGACAAGAACGGCCACGACGGGGAU
Molecule: messenger RNA, 433 nt
Organism: Apaloderma vittatum (bar-tailed trogon)
Lineage: Eukaryota; Metazoa; Chordata; Aves; Trogoniformes; Trogonidae
Gene: TLE5
Product: amino-terminal enhancer of split
Exons: 5
Biological process (GO): negative regulation of canonical Wnt signaling pathway; regulation of DNA-templated transcription
Cellular component (GO): transcription regulator complex; nucleus
Molecular function (GO): transcription corepressor activity; protein binding
Source: RefSeq, a predicted model, not a curated record